Molecule: messenger RNA, 831 nt
Organism: Onychomys torridus (southern grasshopper mouse)
Lineage: Eukaryota; Metazoa; Chordata; Mammalia; Rodentia; Cricetidae
Gene: Kplce
Product: chromosome 6 C1orf68 homolog
Exons: 2
Coding region: 1-831 (276 amino acids)
Source: RefSeq, a predicted model, not a curated record
AUGUGUGACCAGCAGAAGCAGCCACAGUUUCUUCCAUCUUGUGUGAAGGGUUCGGGACUUGGAGCUGGGCAAGGUGGCAAUGGUGCCUUUGGAAAGGGCCAGGUUUCAGGACAAGCCCAAACUGUUUAUGCUCCGGGACCUGCCCCUUGCCAGCCUCAAACCAUCGUGAGAUACUCAGCUCCAGUUCCUGCUCAAACUUAUGUGAGAUAUCAAGUUCCAUGCCAGACCAAAACCUAUGUGAAAUGCCCAGCUCCCUGCCAGACAUACGUGAAAUGCCCAGCUCCAUGCCAGACUACUUAUGUGAAGUGCCCACCCCCAUGCCAGACGACUUAUGUGAAGUGCCCACCCCCAUGCCAGACGACCUAUGUGAAGUGUCCAGCCCCAUGCCAGACGACCUGUGUCAAAUGUCCAGCUCCCUGCCAGGCUCAGACGUAUUAUGUCCAGUAUCCAGCUCCUAGCCAGACCUACUACACUCAGGCUGCUUCAAGUGGCUCAGGUUCUCAGGGUGGUGUCCCUGACCCAUGCUCUGCUCCUUGUUCCAUGAGCUACUGCUGUUUGGCUCCCCGGACCUUUGGGGUGAGUCCUCUGAGACGCUGGGUCCAGCGGCCCCAAGGAUGGAACACAGGAUCUUCUAGCUGCUGUGAGGAUUCUGGGUGCUGCAGUUCUGGAGGUUGUGGAGGUUGCGGCUCUGGAGGCUGCGGCUCUGGAGGCUGUGGCUCUGGAGGCUGCGGAGGCUGUGGCUGUGGUUCUGGGUGCUGCUGUUUGGGAAUUAUUCCCAUGAGGUCCCGAGGUCCUGCAUGCUGUGACAAUGGGGAUGAUUGCUGUUGUUAA